Onychostruthus taczanowskii (white-rumped snowfinch) is the source of this 1144-nucleotide messenger RNA. RefSeq names its product mitochondrial ribosomal protein S34 (gene MRPS34). Gene Ontology annotation, molecular function: structural constituent of ribosome. Bases 101 to 739 code for a protein of 212 amino acids. Gene Ontology annotation, cellular component: mitochondrion; mitochondrial small ribosomal subunit. The transcript has 3 exons. NCBI's taxonomy places the organism in Eukaryota, Metazoa, Chordata, Aves, Passeriformes, Passeridae. The record is from RefSeq and is a predicted model, not a curated record. Gene Ontology annotation, biological process: mitochondrial translation.
GCGACUUCCGCGGGGCCCGGCGCGGCUUCCGGGAGAGGCGGGAGCGGAGGACCCAGGUGCGGCGCUCGGUUCUGCCCGUUCCGCGCCCUCGGCCGCCGCCAUGGGCCGCAAGAAGCUGCACCGACCCAUCGCCGCCAUGGCCAAGAAGAUCCGCGAGUACCGGGCGCUGAAGGAUCGGCCGCGGGACUCUCAGCGCUUCGCCGUGGACUACGAGACCAUGCGGCGGCCGCUGACGCAGAAACGGCUGCCCGUGCGGGCCUGGGAGGACGUGCGGAACGAGAACCGCCUGUUGGCGCUGCUCUGCCGCCUGCCGCGCUUCGGCGUGGGCCGCACGGUCACCCGCAAGUCCUGGCUGUGGGCGCACCGCGAGCCCUGCUACUGGGUCAUCACCAAGGUGAAGGCGGACUACACGGCCGAGAACAUGGACCAUGGAAGAGCCUGGGGCUACCUGACCUUCAAAGGCAAAACUGAAGACGAAGUGAGGGAGAUUGACAAAGCCAUGUACCAUGACUGGCGUAUAGUGCCCAAACAUGAGGAGGAAGCCUUUAAGAAAUUCACCCCAGUGCCUGAGGCGACUGUUCGGUUCCUGCCAUACCCACCACUGCUCCGAGCCAUGAUCCUUGCACAGUGGCAGAAGGAAGGAAAACCAAUCAUGGAAGAGCCAAUUAUUGACCUAGAGAAGGUCCUGGCCUCUCCCCAAGAGUGGGCUGAGAGAAAAGCUACUGGGACACCGGUAUAGAGACUUCUUCAGUGUCUUAAGCAUCCCACGUGCUCUCACUGCCUGUUAGAAGCUCAGUGCACAAAGGGUCUUACAGAGCCCCUCUGUGCCCAUUGUCCUAGGAUGUUUCCAGCUUUCUCCUCAGCCCUGUACAGUCCCCUCAUCUGAAAGGGAAGAUGCAGAUGUAUUCAGACUCUUCUUCCAUAACUUUGGUUUCAGUAAGCAGAGGGGUCUUCUUGGUUCCCUGGAUAGUCUCUAAAUACACAGCUUCAGUCAGCCAGCUGCAGUUCUUUGGAGCAUAACAUUUUUCAUAUAACUUGGGUCCUGCACGAAUCACAGAAAAAUGACUGUAAAUAUCACAGUAUUUCACAGAGCUGUGAAAAAAAUGUAUCUUCAAAUGGAAAUAAAUGUUUUCUUAAUUCUGCA